CGGAAGCGGAAGUGGGGGCGGCGGGAAGUCGGGGUUUGGCCUGUGCGGGCGGUGGAAGAAGUGGGAGUUGUGGUGGCGGCGGCGGCGGCGGACUCUUCGGGGCCCAAUGGCCUCUACUAGCAUCGAUAUCGAGGACGCGACUCAGCAUCUGCGAGAUAUCCUCAAGCUGGACCGGCCGAGCGGUUCAGUGAACGAAAACCAGAGAUCAACCAGUUCAUACAAUGGAGACCUAAAUGGUUUGCUGGUGCCAGAUCCCAUAGGAGCUGGAGAUGGAGCUUCCUUGGCUAAGCCAGUGCCCCAAACAGUUCCCCUGGGAGCACUGCAAGAGAAGCAAGUCAUCUGCCUCUCUGGAGAUGACAGCUCCACCUGUAUGGUGAUAACUGCUAAAGAUGUGGAGAUAGUAGCCAGCAGUGACUCCAGCAUCACCAGCAAAGCUAGAGGGAGCAACAAGGUGAAAAUCCAGCCAGUGGCCAGGUAUGACUGGGAGCAGAAAUAUUACUAUGGUAACCUGAUUGCCGUGUCGAAUGCCUACCUGGCAUACGCCAUUAGAGGUGCCAGCAACGGCUCUGCCAUGGUUCGGGUCCUGAGCGUCAGCACAGCUGAGCGAACCCUGCUCAAAGGCUUUACUGGUGGCGUAGCAGACUUGGCUUUUGCUCAUCUCAACUCCAACCAGCUGGCCUGCCUGGAUGAAGCUGGCAACCUCUUUGUCUGGCGCCUGGCCAUGGAGAAUGGAAAAAUCCAAGAGGAGAUUUUGGUGAACAUCAAGCGACCUGAUGGGACUCCCCUAAACAGCUCCCGGAGGAUCAUAUGGUGCCCCUUCAUCCCUGAUGAGAACGAAGAGAGCUGUGAAGAAGGCAGUCAGACUUUGGCACUGUUACAUGAGGAUAGAGCAGAAGUUUGGGACCUUGAUAUAAUGCGAGCCAACCACAAUUCAUGGCCGGUGGAAGUGACCAACAUCAAAGAAGGCUUUAUUGUCGUGAAAGGACACAGCACGCGCCUGAGUGAAGGAGCCCUUUCUCCAGAUGGAACUGUCUUGGCCACAGCAAGCCAUGAUGGCUUUGUCAAAUUCUGGCAAAUCUACAUAGAAGGGCAAGAUGAGCCCAGAUGCCUGCAUGAAUGGAAACCCCAUGAUGGCAGACCUCUCUCCUGUUUGCUGUUCUGUGACAACCAUAAAAAACAAGAUCCAGAAGUUCCCUUCUGGAGGUUUCUCAUCACAGGAGCAGAGCAGAAUCGAGAGCUGAAGAUGUGGUGCACGGUAUCAUGGACCUGUCUACAGACUGUCCGAUUUUCUCCAGAUAUAUUCAGCUCCAUGAGUGUCCUUCCUAGCUUGAAGGCCUGCCUCGAUCUCUCAGCUGAAUACCUGAUUUUGAGCGAUGUGCAGAGAAAGGUCUUGUACGUGAUGGAACUUGUGCAGAACCAGGAGGAGGGCAAAGCUUAUUUCAGCUCCAUCUCGGAGUUUCUGCUGACCCAUCCAGUCCUGAGUUUCGGCAUCCAGGUGGUCAGCCGUUGCCGGCUGAGACACACAGAGGUCCUGCCAGCAGAAGAGGAGACCGAUGGUCUUAGCACAGAAGGCACUCAAGGUACUGGACCUGUAGAAUCCGCUGCAGGGGUGCUGAUCAAGCUCUUCUGUGUCCACACCAAAGCCCUUCAGGAUGUGCAGAUCAGAUUCCAGCCUCUCCAUAGUCCUGAGACAGCCACUCCAAUUCUUCCCCAUGGCUCCCAUGAAGAUUUUGCAUUCCCAGACCACCUUGCUGACCUGGGCACAGAAGGGCUGGGAUUGGAGAAAGGAUCCGUGCAUGGCUCACAGCCUGACUUGCGCCGCAUUUCAGAGCUAUCUGUUCCCGUGGAUUUCCUUUCCCCUUCUAAUGACACGAAACCCAAGCUCAUGACUCCGGAUGCGUUCAUGACUCCCAGUACAUCUCUGCAACAGAUCACAAUAUCGCCUGGCAGCAGCAUUAGUUCUCUCACAGCUGUUACCCCCAUGAGUAGUUCUUCUGUCAAUGAGCCUCCCAUUCCCAGCUGUAGGCCAACUGAAGAUGUGUCUCUGAGCCCAAAGAUGCAGCUGGAUGCUAGCCUUACACUAAGCGGCAGCAGUGGAAGUCUACAGACGAGCCCUCGGAGCCAUUCAGUCCUCCUCCCUGGCCUUGCUGACAAACUGACCCCAAAGGCCCCCAUCCCGGUUUCCCCAGGGAACCCCCCUCUUGCACUCGACCGGCAGGAAGUAGAGCCUCUGGUGGUGCCUCAGUCUUCCCCUACUCGUGAACGCUCCCCAGAUGUCAUUUCCUCGGCCUCUACCGCCAUGUCCCAAGACAUCCCGGAGAUUGCCUCUGAGACCCUGCAGCGCAGCUUUGGUGCAACCCCCUCCGGGCUCCCCGCAGAGAUCCUGGAUUCCAACCACCAUGCAGACAGUAUGGCUUCUGCAGCAUCGGCCUUGCACUUGCUCUCUCCACGGAACCGUCACAGCUCAGAGCACAGCCAUCAUUCCUUGGACAUGGCCCCCAAUGAAGUGGACGUGCUGACGGCACCUUCGUUGCUGGAGACGGCCUUACCUCAGGAAAAUGUGGCCUCAGAUGCUGGCGUGAGCCAGCCAUGGCCAGCUGCCCCUGAUAUCACCAGAGAGACCAGGAACAGCAUGGCAGACAGCCCAAGGAAUGAAAUUGAAGAGAAGCACAAGAGCUCUUACCACAGGCACAGCUACCACCUCCUGCAGCAUGAUAGUCAGGAUGCCAGUGCUGAACAAAGCGAUCAUGACGACGAAGUUGCAAGCUUGGCUUCUACGUCGGGUGUAUUUAGUGCCAAAGCGGCUGUGCAGCGGCUGCCUGUGAAGGACUGGAAAGCCAAGGUGUCCCCUCGAGCCUCCCCAAAGCUGAAGAGGAAGGGGAAGAAAGACGAUAGUUCCAGGGAUGUGGCGCAGUCCCCAAGAUCCUUUGAUCACCAGGUUGCUCCUGAGUACCAGGAUGAGCUGAUGUCUCUGCUGAGGACCCAGCAGAGGGAGAUUGCUGAACUGAGACAGAACCAGAUGGAGCUCAUGCAGAGGCUCACCAACCACCUGGAUGCUGUGCAGAGCGCCCUUAUGGGCCACAUUGAGCGAGUGAUGGAUUCCCAGCAACAGCAGGAGCAGCGGAGGCUGGACCAGGCCUUAGCUGAGGGGCAGCAGCGCAGCGGGCAACUGCAGGAGCAUCUGUCCCAGCAGCUUUCCCAGUCCCUCUCCACGGCUGCCUGCAACCGGCUGGAAAGGACCAUCCGUGAGGAGAUGAAAAAGACAGUGCCACCAUGCAUUUCCAAGACCUUGGAUCCUAUCACUGGGCAGCUGAGUAACACUAUUGCAACCAAGCUUACAGCCAUCGAGGGGACGCUAAAGGAGAAUGUCACCAAAUUGGUGAAGUCAAAGAACCUUACAGAUGCCAUUGCCCGGGCGGCGGCUGAUGCCUUGCAGGGUCCCAUGCAGUUGGCCUACAGGGAGGCGUUUCAGAGUGUGGUGCUGCCCGCUUUUGAGAAGAGCUGUCAGUCCAUGUUCCAGCAGAUCAACGACACCUUCAAGCAAGGCACGCAAGAAUAUACUCAGCAGCUGGAGACGCACAUGAAGAAUAAGAAAGCACGAGAGCAGGACACCCGGGACUCUCUGCUAGGCCAGCUCCGGCAGCUGGUCAGCAACUUUCAGAGCACAACUGACCAGUUGGCGUCCACCAUUACGGCCAGCAUGCACUCCGAGGUGCAGCAUCAGCUCCAUGUCAUCGUGGGCAACAUGCAAGACUCCAUCCUGGCCCAGGUCCAGCGAGUGAUCAAAGGGGAGGUGAGCAUGGCCAUGAAGGAGCAGCAGGCUGCUGUCACCUCCAGCAUCAUGCAGGCGAUGCGCUCGGCUGCAGGCACACCAAUCCCUGCCACUCACCUAGACUUCCAGUCCCAGCAGGCUCACAUGUUGCAGCUGUUACAGCAGGGACACCUGAAUCAAGCCUUCCAGCAGGCUCUCACUGCAGCUGAUUUGAACCUGGUCCUCUACGUCUGCGAGACUGUUGACCCUCAGCAAGUGUUUGGGCAGCAUCCUUGCCCACUGUCCCAACCCGUCCUCUUGUCUCUCAUUCAGCAACUCUCCUCGGAUUUGGGAGUUCGGACAGAACUGAAAUUGAAUUACCUGGAGGAGGCGGUGAUGCAUCUAGACCACAGUGACCCCAUCACCCGUGACCACAUGGGCUCUGUUAUGAACCAGGUGCGGCAGAAGCUCUUCCAGUUCCUGCAGGCAGAGCCUCACAACACCCUGAGCAAACCCGCCCGCCGGCUCAUGAUCAUGCUUCAAGGCCUGGUCACUCCCAGCAUGUCCUAACAAGGCUUGACCAGCCUCGCAACAAGAGUGCCCAUCGGUGCUAACAAAAUGUGGCUUUUUUCUUUUCUUUUCUGAAGCUCUUGCUGGGAAAAAUGGAUCCACACUACAGACGUGUGGGGUGGAUAGAAGGGUCUGAGCCCGGUUGUGUUAGCCCUAUAUAAUCCAAAAUAUACUUCUUUUCUGUGCAAGCAGACCCUGGCCCUGCCCACCAUCUGCCUUGCUUUGUACCUAUACAAGUUGAUGCGCAGAGACACUAAUCCCAUCCUCCUCUUUUUUAGCUUGGAGCCGCUCCCCAAAAAAUUGGGGGAUUGAUGGGGCUCAACAAACCUUGCCCUAUCAUACCAUGGGAAAGGUGGGGUCUCCAUGCCCAGCUGCGGUAGUAAGAGGUCAGAGGUAUCCAUCAAAGGUGCAGACAGCAGCCAUAGUGAGGUCUUACCCCCAUCUCCACUGCUGGUGGGUGAGGGGUGAAGAGUUCAUGAAGCCCACCCAUCUUGGGAAGCAGCGUUCAUUCUUUGUGUGGUGGAGCAUGUUCAUGGAUCAGACAACUCCUUUUGUUUUUAUAUGUUUGUUUUUGCUUUUACACCACUUCCACCCCCCCUUUUUAUCUAGAAUCUUAAAAUCGUUUUUUGAAUAAUGUUUAACAAGUUCAAUAAAUGACUUUUUUUGGAGGAAAACCUGCUUCUCUUUCU
Rhineura floridana is the source of this 5010-nucleotide messenger RNA. It is a transcript of the gene EDC4, whose product is annotated as enhancer of mRNA decapping 4. The transcript is spliced from 29 exons. Gene Ontology annotation, cellular component: P-body. The record is from RefSeq and is a predicted model, not a curated record. Gene Ontology annotation, biological process: deadenylation-independent decapping of nuclear-transcribed mRNA. Gene Ontology annotation, molecular function: protein binding. The coding region runs from base 107 to 4321 and encodes 1404 amino acids. NCBI's taxonomy places the organism in Eukaryota, Metazoa, Chordata, Lepidosauria, Squamata, Rhineuridae.